Moneuplotes crassus is the source of this 941-nucleotide messenger RNA. The record is from the annotation of a GenBank genome assembly. NCBI's taxonomy places the organism in Eukaryota, Ciliophora, Spirotrichea, Euplotida, Euplotidae.
CUAACAUAUAUAUUUUGGUAUUACUUAUGAGGCUGGUCCUAACUCUUCUACUUAUAAGCAUAAUCUGUGCUUUAUUCUGGUACUUCCUGAACUCCACUCUGAACCUCCUUCUCUUAAUCAAAAUGGAAUUCUGGAGGAAAAAGAGAGCCUGUAUUAAAGCAGGAAACCCUAGAGGCAACAGCAAUGGUAAGACAAUGAAGAAGAAAUAAUGUAGCAAGAAAAGGAAAGGUCUCAAAAGAUCAAAGACAAGAUCAAGGCUAAAGAAAACUCUAAUUCUAAAAUUGACAAGAAGGAGCUCCAAGUCCUUUUCAAGUCUAAGAAGAAGGCUAAAAAGAAGUGGCUCAUCAUUGGUAAACUGACUCAAAUAUUUUACCGAUCUUAGUCGAAUUAUGAUAGAGGAGGAACUUUAGAGUAGCCAUGAGCUUGGCACAACCUUCUUGACCGGUUCCAUUACGUGUCUUUUAGGGUUUGAGAAAUGACUCAAGGGAAGAUAUUGCAUGCCUAGCAUUUCAAACUGGUAAUGAUUUCAUUUGAAACUUUUGGCUUUCAAGAUAUUAUAAUUGAUAAAUACCAAAGGCCUUUAGAUAUUACUGAUGAGUAGUCCUGAUUGUAAGCCAUUUUGGAGAGUCAAAAAAUGUCAGCUCUCCAUUUAUGAAUAACAGAGAUCUUCUGUGCCUAUUGCAAUAAUAGUAAUUUCGAUAAAUCGUUAUUUUGAUUGAAAUGGUUCAGCAGAAAGCAUUUGAAAAUGCAGUUUUAAUAUGUAGUUUUAAACAUUACUGACAGAAUUUAUAAAAUUCAGAUUUAUUCAAGAUCCCUUAGCAGUAAAACCUUCAUAACCAGUCAAAGAGCAACUUUAAUCCAAAGAUUUUUCAGAAACUGUACACCAGAUUGAAAACCAAGAUAGUGUCCAGAGCAUCAAGGAGAGAUUUAGCAACAAUUUU